UAAGGACUACAUACUGUUGUUCACUUUGCUGUUUUGUUUUUUGUUCAGUGAUUCAGUUCAGUAACCACAGGAGAUGUGUUAAGAGUCCUCAGCAGUAAAGAACAACUUUGGGUCACUGGAGUGGAGAAAUGGCAGGUGACAAAACUACAUCUGAGGAUGUGCGCUCCUCCAGAGUCAUCAGGGUGGUUUUCUUGGCACUGCUGCUUGACUUGCUGGGUUUCACAUUAAUACUUCCCCUGCUCCCCUCCAUCUUGGACCACUACAGUCACACUGGGGACAGUGUGUAUCAGUCAUUACAGAGCAUAGUGGACUGGUUCAGAGGGGCGGUUGGAGUUCCUAUGGAAACGAAAUAUAACAGUGUUCUUUUUGGAGGUCUGAUAGGCUGUCUCUACAGUUUGCUACAAUUUCUGUCGUCGCCCAUUACUGGGGCUCUUUCAGAUGAUUAUGGAAGAAAACCACUGCUGCUGUUAACAACCGUAGGUCUCAUGGCAUCCUACAUUCUGUGGGCUUUCUCUCACAGUUUUACAGUUUUUCUGCUGUCUCGAGUGGUUGGAGGAAUUUGUAAAGGUAAUGUCAGCCUGUGCACUGCUAUUGUUGCGGACCUGCCUUGCCCUAAAGCAAGAAACAAGGGAAUGGCAAUGAUCGGUGUUGCUUUCUCCUUGGGGUUCACAUUGGGUCCAUUAAUGGGAGCAUACUUUGCUCUGAGACUCAAAGACGCUAAGGUGUUUUAUCAAGGCCCUGCCAUGCUGGCUGGCCUUUUUUCUUUAGCAGACCUGCUUUUUAUUUUCUUCAUGCUGCCAGAAACUUUACAAAAGGGGACAUCAGAGUCUUCAGGUAUUCAACAAUCUGGAGAUCUUCUUCACACUGCUGCACUUUUCAGUUUCACUGCUGUGAAAAGAACAGAGAAUCCACCAUCUGAACAAAAAAUGCAAAAUCUUAAGGUGCUUGGAUUGGUUUACUUCACAUAUCUGUUUCUGUUCUCUGGGUUUGAAUUCACUUUGAGUUUUCUGACACAUCAGCGCUUCCAAUUUUCUAGCAUGCAGCAGGGGAAGAUGUUCUUUUUCAUGGGCAUUACCAUGGCAGUGAUCCAGGGCGGAUAUGCCCGCAGGAUCAAACCAGGCCAUCAGAUCCAGACUCUUAGCGUGGCAAUUAUAUCACUUAUACCAGCGUUCUUGCUCAUUGGAAUAGCAUGGAAUUUGACACUACUCUAUUCGGGCUUAUUUUUGUACUCUUUUGCUGCUGCUAUUGUUGUUCCAUGCCUUUCAACACAAGUGUCUGGACACGGCUCAGCCAGUCAGAAGGGAACUGUAAUGGGAAUCCUUCGUCUUGGAGCUUUAGCUCGAGCACUGGGCCCUAUUGUGGCUUCUUCAGUGUACUGGUUGGCUGGAGCAGAAUUAUGUUUUAUAAUCAGUUCAGCGUUCUUUAUAGUCCCUCUGGUUUUACUGAGUCGGCUGAGGAGACAGAAGGAGGAAUGAGAUUGAGAGUUUUAGGAUUCACGCUUGUGUCAUAAGAGGGUCAGACCCACUGAGCUAUAAUAGAGAGUCUUUCCAUAUAGAUCAGUGGUCAGACCUCUUUUUCCUUUCUGAAAGCAUUAAAGCCCACUGAAGAAAGUUCCUCUAAGUAAAGUGUUUACAAGGGGGAAAAAAUAUUAAAAAGUACUUGUGCUUAUGAAAUUGGUUUAUUUCACUGUUAAAAAACAACAGACUGUAAAUAGUAAAACAAUAUUUCAUGAAUGUAUUUUUACAACACUUAAUCAACAGAUACAAAUGUUUGUGCUACUGUGUCAGUGGGUGCUACUGUUUUAUAAGAAUGACAUUAUAUAUUUGGUUAAUAUUGCUGCAUAUGC
This is a messenger RNA of Sinocyclocheilus anshuiensis, 1846 nucleotides long. RefSeq names its product major facilitator superfamily domain-containing protein 10-like. Gene Ontology annotation, biological process: transmembrane transport. Gene Ontology annotation, cellular component: brush border membrane. Bases 129 to 1475 code for a protein of 448 amino acids. The transcript is spliced from 12 exons. NCBI's taxonomy places the organism in Eukaryota, Metazoa, Chordata, Actinopteri, Cypriniformes, Cyprinidae. The record is from RefSeq and is a predicted model, not a curated record. Gene Ontology annotation, molecular function: transmembrane transporter activity.